AUGUAUAAAAAUGGUUAUGCCAUAGAAAGAGUAUUAAGGCAGAAAUUAUAUCAAAAUGAUUUUGAUCAUUUAUUAUUUUGGUCUGAUUCUAUUUGUUAUUUAGAUAAUUAUAAUAAACCAGAAUAUAAAUAUUUGAUUAUUGGUCAUCAAUGGUUAUAUACAAUGAAUUAUGCAAAAAGACAAUUAGAUAAUCAAAUACAUUUUAAUUCUAUAUUAGAUAUUCAAUGUAUUGGUGAUUUAGCCAUGUUUCUUACAUGUCAAAUUACACGAAAUUAUAAUCAUAUUUGUGUAACAUUUAACCAUAAACACAAUCAACAACAACAACGACAACAACAACAACAACGACAACGACAACAACGAAAACCAAUUCAAUCUAGAAAGAAUAUGAAACAAAAACAUAAGUUUACAGAUAAGUUAGAAACAGUUGAAAACGAAUGGCCUGUCAUAGAUGAUAUGAAUAUCGAUCAACAACCUGGGAUAUUAUCCUCUAAAGAUACAGAAGAACAUUUUAAUCAAGAAGGAAUCAAUGUAAUUCGUAAAUUACAUAUUUAUUUAACAGAUAAAAAUUUUAUUGGAUUUGAUAUUUUACAAAAAUCAAUAAAUGAUUGGUAUUCUACAAAUAAACAAUUUAAAUCUAUGAUUACAAAUUUAAUUGAUUUAACAAAUAAUCAAUUAUUAGAAAAAUCAAUAAAACAAUCCAUCACCAGUUCAUCAGUAGAUGAUAUUGAAACAUUAAUUACUAAAGCAACUAGAAAAAAUACAAUGAUCUAUUCCAUAACAGCUGAAAAUGAUGAUAUACAACAAUUAAUGAAUAUGUUUAAACCAUAUUGUAAAAAUGUUACCAUGGCAACAAAUGAUACUCCAUUCAAUAAUACUAUUCAUAAUAUAUUAACUCUAUAUAUAAAUAAAUUAAAUAAUUGGAUUAAUAAAACUAAAUUAAUUAAUGAAUUUCUAUAUAAAAAACCGAUUAAAUUUAAUGUAUAUAAUUUAAUAGAUAAACAAUUAAAACAAUUAGAUAAUGAUUAUUUCAUCAUUGUAUUUAAUCAAAAUUCAUUGAAUGUUUCUAUAGAAUAUUCUGAACAAUUCAUUACAAUUAUAGAAUUGCUUGUUACUCAGAUCAUAUUUACAUUAACACCGCAAUCUAUUUCUUUUGGAACCAAUGUAACAUCAAUAUGCGUUGAUUUAGAUGAUCAUCAGAAAUAUAUUAGAGGAAAUCAAUCAUUAAAUCAAAUAAUAAAUUCACGUAUGAAAUUAAUUAUUGAUUUAAUGAAACGAAUCAAUUUAUUAUUAUCAUGUAUUUUACCAAUAUUUACACAAUUCAAUAAACAAUUAAAUUUAUGGAAUAAAGAAACAAUGAUAAUUACUGUAAAUGAGAAAGUAAUGCGAAACAAACUAAAAACAAUUCUAUCACAUCUUAUUGAACAUUUAAUACAAUUACCAUGUAUUAUUGAUAAUUUCACUUUAGAUCUAUUCAAUAAAAACGGUACUAAACAAUCGAAUUGUUUUCAAAUUGAAUUAGAAACAUGGAUUCAAAGAUAUGAAAUGGAAAGAUUAGAUAUAAUGAGUAAAGAAUAUAUUCAUGUGGAUCAAUGGUUACAAGAUUCCUAUACAACUACAUCAUCAACUAUUAGAAGUAUACUUAAUCAACAUUAUGAAAUUGGUAUAUUCAUUCAUCAAUUCAAUAAUCAAUUGAAUUGUUUCUUUACUGAACUUCUAUUAAAUACAUCCUAUUUAUCAACAAUAUCGACUAGACUAAAUAAUCUAAAUGAAAAUGUUGAUCAAGAGGAUUGGAUUAAACAAAUUAUUCAUAAUAUUAUUAUACAAUCAAAUCAAUCAAUUAGUUAUGUAUUAAAUUGUCUAUUAGCUCAUGCUACUACAACAUUUAAUAUAAUUCAUUCAAAAAAAGUAAUUCAUACUACUACUACUACUACUACUCAUACUACUCAUACGACUACUCAUACUACUCAUACUACUGAUACUACUGAUACUACUGAUACUACUAAUGCUACACAUACUAUUCAUGCUAACACUAGUACUCAUACUACUAAUGCUACUGAUACUACUCAUGCUAACACUAAUACUUAUACUACUGCUAAUAUUACUACUAAUAGUAAUAGUAGUAGUAGUAGUAAUAUGGAACACAAAGAAGAAUCUAUUUGUACAAUUAUUCGAUCAUUAUUUAUUAUAGAUUGGUUUAUUGAACACUAUCCAUAUUUAAUGAAUACCUUAAUGAAUAUAGAAUGUAAAGAUUUACUUUACAUUUUCAAUAUCAAUAGUAUUAUAUUAUUAACAAAUAAAUUAAAUGAUCAAUCUACAAUGAAUUUAAUACAAAUUAAAUUGAUAAAAUGUAUUCUCAUUGCAUUAAUAAGUCGAUUAUAUAAGAAAUUUAAUAUAACUAGUGAUAUAUCAUAAACGAUAAUACAAAUAACAAGUCAUGAUAAUAACAAUAAUGGAUAUCAUCAUAACUUGUAGAGUAAUUGAAUUGAUUAGGUAUAUCUAUCAGUGAUACAUACUGUAUUGUAUUGUAAUUGUAUUCAUAUAUAGCAAAAAUAUAUAUUGAUUUAUCAUUGAUA
Molecule: messenger RNA, 2573 nt
Organism: Schistosoma spindalis
Lineage: Eukaryota; Metazoa; Platyhelminthes; Trematoda; Strigeidida; Schistosomatidae
Source: the annotation of a GenBank genome assembly